CAUUCGCUAGGACGCCACAAAGAAGAUGGCCGCCUCCACGCCGGUUGCAAUAGCGCCUUGCGGAGAAUUCCCCGACGAGAUUAAGGAACAAGCCCGGGCCUUCCAUUCAGCUCUGAUAAAUGUCAAAGAGACACUGAGCCCGCUUCUUUCAACAAAUCAAGAUGUUGUGACUGAAGAGUUAUCUCCAUUGGACAAGGCACGGCUGGAUCUGACACUCCUGUACAGUCUAAACUCGCUCUUUUGGAUGUACCUCUGCACGGUCGGAGACGACCCCAAGCAGCACUCGGUGCGACGGGAAUUGGAACGUGUGAAGGAGUACAUGACGCGGGCCAAGCAGAUUGCCGACAAAGCCAAGGCGCCUAAGUUGGUCGCCGGCGCUGCCCAACGCUUUGUGCGCAAUGCCCUCUGGACACCCUCGGAUGAGAGCCAGAAAGACGGCCAAGAGCCGCCACGGAAAAAGCGCCGGUGAUCAUCCGGACAUCUUUCCUGUUGGAGACAGUGCAUGCCACGUGGAGCAGCUUCAUCUUCGUAGCAGCAAGGAAGAGGCCUGCCUGCACAGUUGGCAACAUCGUGGGGACCACGAGCACAAAAUGGCCAUCAAAGCACCUCGCAAUAGGCCAAAUCUAAAUGUUGAUCUGUAGUAGCAGAACAAGAAUUGAGUUGUACAACCUUGUUGUAUAACUUCUGUGUUGUGUACAGUGUUCUACGCUGCACAUUGUUUCAUUUCAAAUGUCGACCCUUGACUUAUCGUGCCACGAAUGAGCUGGGUUUGUCUGCGCGUUUCUGGAAAAAAUGGCCAAGAAUGUGCUCAGCUCGUUGACAACAUUUUCAAUUUCUAGUCAACGAUACUUUAUCUUAUGUAAUGCUGUUAAGCUUUGAUUUUGCGAUAAAUGGUUGAGAUUUGUAUAAAUAAGCACUUAAAGUAGCGUCUGACUUUUUCUCAUAAAGGAUAGUGCAGUGAAUAAUUCGGCCAUUUGUGGUUAGGAUUGUGGGUAUUAGUGUUGCAUGUAAAGAGUGAAUAUCGUCAUGCAAAGGUGCUUCAUCCUCAACAGCUGAUACUGGUGUUUGUCUUAAAAACAGUCUAAACAGUUGUGCAUGUUCAGGAUCAGUGAGUGAAAUGGGGUCAGCCUAAGGGGCUGUCACUGGCACAGUUUAGCUAUGGCAGCUGCACUGUACUUUGUCAUCUGUCAGCCAAGAAGCUCUGCUAGUUACAGCUGAACCAUGGGGCUUUCUUGUUUUGUAUAACAAUUUUUUCCCACUUCAUGCCGAUAUUACUCAAGGAGACAUGGAAACAAUCAGGUGGAAACAGCAUAAUGUGUGCAGUUAGAUGUAAACUAGAAAGAGACCGUUGUAUUCUCAUGAAUCUAGCAUGACCAUCAAAUGUAACACAAGGUAUGAACUACUUUGUCUAAAAGCAUUAUGAAUUUAUCAUGUUCCAUGAAGUGUGAUGGUGAUUGAGUGACACUAGUGCCAGCGGCAAAGAGGCAUGGCUCAUGUAACAAAGUCGCAUAACAUCAAGCAGUAGUUUGCAGCCCAAGCCGGCAGCCGCAGGCCAGACUUUUUCUGGAAUUAAAUUUGUUGGUUGUUUAUUCCUUGGCUUGGGGGUUACAUGAAAAUUAUUUUGUUUCAUGUUCAAUUGUUUUCAUAGUAUGAUCAUGUCUACGUCAUCAAAGUAAAUAAAUUUUGUACUUGUAAAA
This is a messenger RNA of Dermacentor silvarum, 1697 nucleotides long. RefSeq names its product nuclear nucleic acid-binding protein C1D (gene Rrp47). Gene Ontology annotation, cellular component: nucleolus; exosome (RNase complex). Lineage: Eukaryota; Metazoa; Arthropoda; Arachnida; Ixodida; Ixodidae. The transcript has 5 exons. Gene Ontology annotation, biological process: regulation of gene expression; maturation of 5.8S rRNA. Gene Ontology annotation, molecular function: RNA binding; DNA binding. The coding region runs from base 26 to 469 and encodes 147 amino acids. The record is from RefSeq and is a predicted model, not a curated record.